AGUACUCUGGCGAGGCUGAGAGCCGUCGGACGCGACUGUGCGCGGGGCUGUGCGCGGGGCUGUGCGCACGUGUGAACGCGAUGAAGCUGACGCUGCUAUUGUGCACGGCGACGACGCUACAGCUCGCUACCUGUGUUUCCACGGUCCAGCUGAGCCUCGAGCUCGUGCAAGUUUUAUUCAGGCACGGAGAACGAACGCCCCAGGAGGACGAGGCUAAGUUCAUUCCCGACUCAAACCAAUCCUUAGCAGGACCUUGGGGAUACUCUCAAUUAACAAACGUCGGCAAGCAACAAGAGUAUCGGCUUGGCCAAAUACUGCGUGAGAAAUAUGGGGAUUUCCUUGGCGAUUAUCGGCCCGAAGACGUUUACGCAAUCAGUUCACCAUUCGAUCGAACGAAAUCGUCAUUGGCACUAGUUCUCGCUUCGCUUUAUCCACCCGAGGGCGAGCUCAAAUGGAAUGAACAACUCGACUGGCAGCCUAUACCCAUUAACUUUGUGCCUAUUAAGUUUGAUAUUCUUUUCAACUCUGGUCAAUGCCACAAGUAUCAACAAACUUACGAUUAUCUGAUGAAUUCAAGAGAAAUGAAGAUGCGCGUGAUGGAAUACAGUGACAUUUUUGCGUUCUUGUGCAGAAUCUAUCCCGACCAGCAGUUCAACUUGGCACAACUAUUCUUCAUGAACAAUUUCUUAAACUAUCUGAACUUCACAGGAGUAGAACUGCCAAGUUGGUAUUCGACCGAGCUUCAUCAAAGAAUAAGCAAGGCGGCUCUUUUAUACUUGGACACUUUGUCCUACACGCCAAAUCUGAUCAGAAUGAACGGUGGACAUAUGGCUAAAAAAUGGCUUAAGAACCUCAACAUCAAUACUAACAAACCUAAUCCACGAAAAAUCUAUUUGUUCAGUGGUCACGAGUUUACCAUCUACGCGCUAGCUAAAGCCCAUGAUAUCACACUUGAACAGUCACCUGCUUUCGGUUCGGCACUCGUUCUGGAGAAAUUACGAGACAACGAUAAUAAAUUGUUCGUUCGGAUGUUCUAUAUGACUGGAUCGGGAGAAGAAAUUCCAAUCAAACUGUACGGUUUCGAAUAUUGCCCUAUGCAUCUGUACUUAAAACUCCUUCACAGUUCGUUACCCACUGUUGAAGAGUCACGAUGUUUAUACCAAAUGAAGGGAUCGGCAGAAUUGGAGAAACUGUUGAACACCGACACGUUCAGCGUUUCUUCUUGAGCUUUUAGUGUUAUUGAUAAAUUUACACUAAUAAAUUUAAUGUACAG
Molecule: messenger RNA, 1273 nt
Organism: Phymastichus coffea
Lineage: Eukaryota; Metazoa; Arthropoda; Insecta; Hymenoptera; Eulophidae
Product: venom acid phosphatase Acph-1-like
Exons: 6
Coding region: 81-1226 (381 amino acids)
Biological process (GO): dephosphorylation
Molecular function (GO): phosphatase activity
Source: RefSeq, a predicted model, not a curated record